AUGCCUUUUCAGCGUAACCUUUUGUCGGCACAGGCUGCAGCCCCAAGCGGCCAUUCUUGCAUACAAGCAUUGUUACGCUGGCUUAUAUUCCGACGAAAAAUUUCAUAUUUGUAUAACGAAUCCAUUUCCAGCGAGCCACUAUCUAAUAUUCCAGCUGCCUCUGUGGCUUGCUUCUUCCGUACCUUCUCUCCAGCGAUGUCUGUCGCUUUCACCGGGCGCUGCUGCGCUCGUUGUUCCCUUUUUCCUUCUCUACGAACGCUAUGGCCUGUUGCUGCUGCUACAAAACAGCAGCAGAGGGGCUUCACUGCGCCAGGUGCCUCUAGGGAUGCCUCCGCAACAGUAUCGGCCCCAUGUGCUGCAGCAGCUGAAGCGUUUCCAUUUCUUCGGCAACAGAAGGAUGGAGCCACGGCUGCAGUGCCUCCCUCCUUCGGUGCCAUGGCAGCAUCAAUGACAAAGGAGGCAGCGGGGAGAGUGCAGGUGGUGCGGGACAUGGACUCAUUUGAGGCUGAGGUAUACAGACAGCCCCCGGCUCCGCUUGCAAUCUUCUUCUCUGCCACUUUCAGCAAUCUUAACAAAGGCCUUCUUGAGCAGUUUACUGAAAUUGCAAAAGCGAGCAACAAUGUCGCGAAGUUCCUCGUCAUAGAUGUCGAUGAAGUGCCCCGGGCGGCGUACCACUGCGGGGUGGAGCACCCCUGCACUUUUGUCGUGCAGUACAACUGCGACGCGUUCCGCAGGCGCAUUGCGGAUCCGGAUGGCACAAAAACGCCACAGCAACUCGUGAAUGAAUUCAAGGCGGCACUGGAUGCAUGCCUCAUUGCAGUGCAGCAGCAGCCGCCGCAGCAGCAGGUGGAGUGGUACACCCACAGCAUCCCCGUGGACAACUUGAACGUGUAUCGCGUAAACUGGCCAACAGCCUGA
Molecule: messenger RNA, 918 nt
Organism: Eimeria necatrix
Lineage: Eukaryota; Apicomplexa; Conoidasida; Eucoccidiorida; Eimeriidae
Product: RNA-binding protein, putative
Exons: 3
Coding region: 1-918 (305 amino acids)
Source: RefSeq, a predicted model, not a curated record